AUGAAUAGAUUAACAAAUAUAUCAAAAAUUAGAAAAUCAUUAAUAGAUGGAAAAUUAAAAGUGAAUGAUUUAGUUUUAAAUAAAAUCAAAGAGAUUAAUAAAGUUUCACCAAAUCAUUUAAAUACAUUUAUUUCACUUCAAGAUGAGAAAUCAUUAGGGAAACAAAUUAAAGAGAGUCAAGAGAGAUAUGAUAAUGGUACAAAUAAAAGAUUAGAUGGUAUACCAAUUGGUGUAAAAGAUAAUUUCUCAAGUAAAAAUUUUAAAACAACUUGUGGUUCAAAGAUUUUAGAGAAUUAUAUACCAAGUUUUGAUUCAACUGUUGUUAAAUUAUUAAAAGAGGAAGGUGCAAUAAUUAUUGGUAAAACUAAUAUGGAUGAAUUUUCAAUGGGUUCAUCUUCAACUUCUGGUCAUUUUGGUAAAGUAAUUAAUCCAUGGAGUAAACCAAAUAAUAAUAAUAACAAUGAUAAUGAUAAUAAUAAUAAUGGAGAGGUUUUAUAUGUUGCAGGUGGUUCAUCAGGUGGUUCGGCAGCAGCAGUUGCUUCAAAUUAUUGUGUUGCAUCAAUUGGAUCAGAUACAGGUGGUUCAAUUAGACAACCAUCAUCAUAUUGUGGUGUUGUUGGUUUUAAACCAUCCUAUGGUUUAAUAUCACGUUUUGGUUUAGUUGCAUAUGCUUCAUCAUUAGAUACACCUGGUGUUUUAACUAAUAAUGUUGAAGAUGCUGCUGAAUUAUUAGAUAUUUUAAUUAAAAAAGAUCAAGAAAAUGAUUCAACUUCAAUUGAAUUUAUAAAUAAUAAUCAAAAUCAAAAUCAAAAUAAUGGUGAAAAAAGGAAUAUUUUAGAUGAAUUUAAUGAAAAAUUAAAAAAUAAAAAUAUAAAAGAUUUAGUAUUUGGUAUACCAAAAGAUUAUUUAGUUAAAGAAUUAGAUACAGAUAUACUUAACCUUUGGAAAGAAGUUGUUGAAGAAAUUGAAAAAAGAGGUGGUAAAGUUGUAUCAGUUAGUUUACCACAUACUCGUUAUGCAUUACCAGCUUAUUAUUUAUUAGCAACAUCUGAAGCAAGUUCAAACCUUUCAAGAUUUGAUGGUGUUAGAUAUGGUUAUAGAUUUGAAGAAGAAAAAGAUGAAAAUAAAGUAGAUAAUGAUAAUGAUGAUGAUGAUGAUGUUGAUGAAAAUAAAAUUGGUAUGGGAUUAAAAGAUAUGUAUACAAAAACUAGAACAAAUGGUUUUGGCGAAGAAGUUAAAAAAAGAAUUAUACUUGGUACAAUGGCAUUAUCAAGAUCAUCAUAUGAUAAUUUCUAUACAAAAGCUCAAAAGAUUAGAAGAUUAGUAUCAGAUGAUUUUAAAAAUGUUUUCCAAGGUGAAAAUAAAGUAGAUAUUUUAAUAACACCAACUGCACCAUCUCCAGCAUUUAAACAAAAUGAAAAAAUGGAUCCAAUCGAAGUUUAUGUAAAUGAUAUUAUGACAAUACCUUCAAAUUUAGCAGGUUUACCAGCAUGUUCAAUUCCUUUAAAACUUUCAAAUUCAAAUUUACCAAUUUCAGUUCAACUAAUUUCAAAUCGUUUAACUGAUGAUAAUUUAUUAUUUGCAGCUCAUACAAUUAUGAAUUUUGAUUGUUACAAAGAUUUUACAUCACUUACACCAAAUUAUUUAAAAUAA
Molecule: messenger RNA, 1653 nt
Organism: Dictyostelium discoideum AX4
Lineage: Eukaryota; Evosea; Eumycetozoa; Dictyosteliales; Dictyosteliaceae
Gene: gatA
Product: glutamyl-tRNA amidotransferase A subunit
Exons: 1
Coding region: 1-1653 (550 amino acids)
Biological process (GO): mitochondrial translation; translation; glutaminyl-tRNAGln biosynthesis via transamidation
Cellular component (GO): glutamyl-tRNA(Gln) amidotransferase complex; mitochondrion
Molecular function (GO): catalytic activity; glutaminyl-tRNA synthase (glutamine-hydrolyzing) activity; glutaminase activity
Source: RefSeq, a predicted model, not a curated record